UUUUAGGGGCUGAUGUUAUCAACUUUGAUGGCCAUGUUGUGUUACCAUAUAGAUUCAGGAACAAGAAGAUGAAAACACUAAAAGAUGUCAUUGCCUUGAAAUUUAAAACCACCGAAAGUGAAGGAGUAAUCUUGCAUGGAGAAGGACAGCAAGGGGAUUACAUUACUUUGGAACUGAAAAAAGCCAAGCUGGUCUUCAGUUUAAACCUCGGAAGCAACCAGCUUGGCCCCAUCUAUGGCCACACGUCCGUGAUGACAGGGAGUCUGCUGGAUGAUCACCACUGGCACUCUGUGGUCAUUGAGCGCCAGGGCCGGAGCAUUAACCUCACCCUGGACAGGAGCAUGCAGCACUUCCGCACCAAUGGAGAGUUCGACUACCUGGACUUGGACUAUGAGAUAACUUUUGGAGGCAUACCCUUCUCUGGUAAGCCAAGUUCCAGUAGUAGAAAGAAUUUCAAAGGCUGCAUGGAAAGCAUUAACUACAAUGGCAUCAACAUAACUGAUCUUGCGAGAAGGAAGAAGCUAGAGCCCUCAAAUGUGGGAAAUUUGAGUUUCUCCUGUGUGGAGCCCUACACAGUGCCUGUCUUUUUCAACGCUACCAGUUACCUGGAGGUCCCCGGACGGCUGAACCAGGACCUGUUUUCGGUCAUUUUCCAGUUCAGGACUUGGAACCCCAAUGGUCUCCUGCUUUUCAGUCACUUUGCGGAUAAUUUGGGCAACGUGGAGAUUGACCUCACUGAAAGCAAAGUUGGCGUUCACAUCAACGUCACACAGACCAAGAUGAGCCAAAUAGACAUUUCCUCAGGUUCUGGGUUGAAUGAUGGACAAUGGCAUGAGGUUCGUUUCCUAGCUAAGGAAAAUUUUGCUAUUCUCACCAUUGAUGGAGAUGAGGCUUCAGCAGUUCGAACUAAUAGUCCUCUUCAAGUUAAAACUGGCGAGAAGUACUUUUUUGGAGGUUUUCUGAACCAGAUGAAUAACUCAAGUCACUCUGUCCUUCAGCCUUCAUUCCAAGGAUGCAUGCAGCUCAUUCAAGUGGAUGAUCAACUUGUAAAUUUAUACGAAGUGGCACAAAGGAGGCCAGGAAGUUUUGCGAAUGUCAGCAUUGACAUGUGCGCCAUCAUAGACAGAUGUGUGCCCAAUCACUGUGAGCAUGGUGGGAAGUGCUCACAAACGUGGGACAGCUUCAAAUGCACUUGUGACGAGACGGGAUACAGUGGGGCCACCUGCCACAACUCUAUCUAUGAGCCUUCCUGCGAAGCAUACAAACACCUAGGCCAGACAUCAAAUUACUACUGGAUAGAUCCUGAUGGCAGCGGACCUCUGGGGCCUCUGAAAGUUUACUGCAACAUGACAGAGGACAAAGUGUGGACCAUAGUGUCUCACGAUUUGCAGAUGCAGACGACAGUGGUGGGCUACAACCCAGACAAAUACUCGGUGACACAGCUCAUUUACAGCGCCUCCAUGGACCAGAUCAGCGCCAUCACCAGCAGUGCUGAGUACUGUGAGCAGUAUGUCUCCUACUUCUGCAAGAUGUCCAGGUUGUUGAACACCCCAGAUGGAAGUCCUUACACCUGGUGGGUUGGCAAAGGCAACGAGAAGCACUACUACUGGGGCGGCUCCGGGCCCGGAAUUCAGAAAUGCGCCUGCGGCAUCGAGCGGAACUGCACAGACCCCAAGUACUACUGUAACUGUGAUGCGGAUUACAAGCAGUGGAGGAAGGACGCUGGCUUCUUAUCCUACAAAGAUCACCUGCCCGUGAGCCAGGUGGUGGUUGGAGAUACCGACCGGCAAGGCUCGGAAGCCAAGCUGAGCGUGGGUCCCCUGCGCUGCCAAGGAGACAGGAAUUAUUGGAAUGCUGCCUCUUUCCCAAACCCAUCAUCCUACCUGCACUUUUCUACUUUCCAAGGGGAAACCAGUGCUGACAUUUCCUUCUACUUCAAAACAUUAAUCCCCCGUGGAGUGUUCCUUGAAAAUCUGGGGAACACAGAUUUCAUCAAACUCGAGCUGAAAUCUGCCACAGAAGUGUCCUUUUCAUUUGAUGUCGGAAAUGGGCCGGUGGAGAUUGUGGUGCGGGCGCCCUCCCCUCUCAAUGAUGACCAGUGGCACCGGGUCACCGCAGAGAGGAAUGUCAAGCAGGCCAGCCUACAGGUGGACCGGCUGCCGCAGCAGAUUCGCAAGGCCCCAACAGAAGGCCACACCCGCCUGGAACUCUACAGCCAGCUGUUUGUUGGUGGUGCUGGAGGCCAGCAGGGCUUCCUGGGCUGCAUCCGCUCCCUGAGGAUGAAUGGAGUGACACUGGACUUGGAGGAAAGAGCAAAGGUCACAUCUGGAUUCAAAUCUGGGUGCUCAGGCCACUGUACCAGCUAUGGGACCAACUGUGAGAAUGGAGGCAAAUGCAUAGAAAAAUACCAUGGUUAUUCCUGUGAUUGCUCCAAUACGGCAUAUGAUGGAACUUUUUGCAACAAAGAUGUUGGCGCAUAUUUCGAAGAGGGGAUGUGGCUACGGUAUAACUUCCAGGCAUCCGGGGUCAGUGCCAAAGAAUCGGGCAGUAGAUCGGAGAGCUCCCCCGAUCAGCAGAACUCGUCGCCGGACCUGGCCCACGAGGAGAUCCGUUUCAGUUUCAGCACCAGCAAGGCGCCCUGCGUUCUCCUCUACGUCAGUUCUCUCACCACCGACUUCUUGGCGGUUCUCGUCAAACCCACCGGAAACUUACAGAUUCGGUACAACCUGGGUGGCACCAGAGAGCCAUAUAAUAUUGAUGUAGACCACAGGAACAUGGCCAAUGGACAACCCCACAGUGUUAACAUCACCCGGCGCGAGAAGACCAUAAUUCUCAAGGUUGACCAUUAUCCUUCUGUGAGUUACCACCUGCCAAGUUCAUCUGACACCCUGUUCAACUCUCCCAAGUCGCUCUUUCUAGGAAAAGUUAUAGAAACAGGGAAGAUUGACCAAGAGAUUCACAAAUACAACACUCCAGGAUUCACUGGGUGCCUCUCCAGAGUCCAGUUCAACCAGAUUGCCCCUCUCAAGGCGGCCUUGAGGCCAACAAACGCCUCGGUUCACGUCCACAUCCAGGGCGAGCUGGUGGAGUCCAACUGCGGGGCCUCCCCGCUGACCCUCUCACCCAUGUCGUCUGCCACCGACCCCUGGCACUUAGAUCACUUGGAUUCAGCCAGUGCUGAUUUUCCAUAUAAUCCAGGACAAGGCCAAGCUAUAAGAAAUGGAGUCAACAGAAACUCCGCUAUCAUUGGAGGGGUCAUUGCUGUGGUGAUUUUCACCAUCCUCUGCACCUUGGUCUUCCUCAUUCGGUACAUGUUCCGUCACAAGGGCACCUACCACACCAAUGAAGCGAAGGGAGCAGAGUCAGCAGAGAGCGCGGAUGCUGCCAUCAUGAACAACGACCCCAAUUUCACAGAGACCAUUGAUGAGAGCAAAAAGGAAUGGCUCAUUUGAGGGGUGUCUAUUUGGCUAUGGGAUAGGGAGGGGGAAGUUAUUAGGGAGGAGGGAAAGGGACAAAAGCACCCUGCGUCAUACUCUUGAGCACAUCCUUAAAAUAUCAGCACAAGUUGGGAGAGGCAAGCAACAGAAAAUUCUUGCGACUGAUUGCCACAAAAAAUACUUUUUACUAUUUCUUUAUAGCUGAGUUUUCCCCUUCUGUAUGAAAACAAAAUAAUACAAAAAAUGCUUUUAGAGUUUAAGCAAUGGUUGACAUUUGUAGGUAAUAUCUGUCUUAUUUUGUGUGUGUUUAGAGGUGUUCUAAAAACCCAUGGUAACAGGGCAAGUUUUCUACAUUUUGAAGAGCCCUUGGAAUGUGGAAAUUUUUUCUUGAGAAAAGCUGAUGCGCAUACAUAUGGUCUCUAGCAUUCUCUUCCUUUUGCAUAUAGUCAACUUUUAACGGGCUAUUGUAGUAACUAGUUCAUGUCAUAUAAUAUUUCCUUUGGUGUCCUGUAAAUUGGAAAAAGAAAGGGGCAAAGAGAACCUAUUAUUUGCCAGUUUUCAAAGAGAUCUCAAUUUAUGCCAAUUCUCUGAAAUUCCCGCCUGAAGCAGUUGAAGGAAGAAAGUACAUGGCACCAGUCGUGUAAUGACGUAAUCAACACAAUGGAAAGAAGCAUUAGUAACCAGGGAAGUAGUUUCAUAUUGGGAUUGUUGGUUUUAUUUUUCAUCGAAUUCUACGAGAUAAUAUUGUUCCAUGUAUGUAGUCUUAGACCUGUUCAAUAUCUGUAACUAUCAGCUAUAAUACCGUGGUGACCAGCUGUUACAAAAGAUUUUUCCUCUGCUUUACCUGCAACGUAUUGGGCUAUAUUAUGUGUGUGUGUAAGCACCUUGGUGGGGAAUUAGAGCCAGAUGUUAUGAUUUGUUUGUUCUGUUUCUUUUAUAGUUGUAGCAAGAGUAUGGACACUUUCUAGUGAAUGCAUAAAUUAGGUUGCUCUUCUUAUUUUGCUUUAAAUCUCUAGUUUUUAAGCCCCUGUGACAAAAUCCUAGCAGGCAGUGUCCUUGAAUGGACACCUCACAAUAAAAUCAAGUUAUGAUUGCUAUUACUAUUUCUGUUACUCGGGAAUCACAUGGAAAACACUGCCGUAUUUUGUCAUCUACUCCAUGUAUUGUUCCAUCCUAAACAGACACACUCCCGUGAUUUGGGAUCUUCCUUGGCAGAUACAGUUGAACCUCUGGUUCAUCACAAACCUGGUAACUGAUUGUUGCUUCUCAGAGAAUGGACAUGUCUAGUCCAUCACCCCUCAGUUUAAUCAGGAAUCUUAUCCAACUUACUCCAACAAAUAACUCAUUGUUUCAUU
Molecule: messenger RNA, 4792 nt
Organism: Ceratotherium simum simum (southern white rhinoceros)
Lineage: Eukaryota; Metazoa; Chordata; Mammalia; Perissodactyla; Rhinocerotidae
Gene: CNTNAP2
Product: contactin associated protein 2
Source: RefSeq, a predicted model, not a curated record